Epinephelus fuscoguttatus (brown-marbled grouper) is the source of this 896-nucleotide messenger RNA. Its product is annotated as protein rtoA. The transcript is spliced from 3 exons. Bases 1 to 819 code for a protein of 272 amino acids. The record is from RefSeq and is a predicted model, not a curated record. NCBI's taxonomy places the organism in Eukaryota, Metazoa, Chordata, Actinopteri, Perciformes, Serranidae.
AUGGGACAUAAACAGCGAUCUCCAGGAUGGAAUGUAGAAGCUAACGACACCAGAGAAGCUAACGGCACCAGAGAAGCUAACGACACCACAGAAGCUAACGGCACCACAGAAGCUAACAGCACCAGAGAAGCUAACGACACCACAGAAGCUAACGGCACCAGAGAAGCUAACGGCACCACAGAAGCUAACGAGACCAGAGAAGCUAACGGCACCACAGAAGCUAACGAGACCAGAGAAGCUAACGGCACCAGAGAAGCUAACGGCACCACAGAAGCUAACGAGACCAGAGAAGCUAACAGCACCAGAGAAGCUAACGACACCAGAGAAGCUAACGGCACCAGAGAAGCUAACGACACCACAGAAGCUAACGGCACCAGAGAAGCUAACGGCACCAGAGAAGCUAACGGCACCAGAGAAGCUAACGGCACCACAGAAGCUAACGGCACCAGAGAAGCUAACGGCACCAGAGAAGCUAACGGCACCACAGAAGCUAACGAGACCAGAGAAGCUAACGGCACCACAGAAGCUAACGAGACCAGAGAAGCUAACGGCACCACAGAAGCUAACGAGACCAGAGAAGCUAACAGCACCAGAGAAGCUAACGACACCAGAGAAGCUAACGGCACCACAGAAGCUAACGGCACCAGAGAAGCUAACGGCACCACAGAAGCUAACGACACCACAGAAGCUAACGACACCAGAGAAGCUAACGGCACCAGAGAAGCUAACGGCACCAGAGAAGCUAACGGCACCAGAGAAGCUAACGGCACCAGAGAAGCUAACGACACCAGAGAAGAUCAAUAUACCCAGUAUGGGUAGCUCUCCACCCCCACCUGCCCCCCCUAGAGGACAUCUACAGGUCUCCCUGCAACAGCAGAGCCUGCAGGACUGCUGAA